This is a messenger RNA of Aspergillus bombycis, 1437 nucleotides long. RefSeq names its product phosphatidylinositol N-acetylglucosaminyltransferase subunit A/GPI3. The transcript has 4 exons. NCBI's taxonomy places the organism in Eukaryota, Fungi, Ascomycota, Eurotiomycetes, Eurotiales, Aspergillaceae. The coding region runs from base 1 to 1437 and encodes 478 amino acids. The record is from RefSeq and is a predicted model, not a curated record. Gene Ontology annotation, cellular component: glycosylphosphatidylinositol-N-acetylglucosaminyltransferase (GPI-GnT) complex. Gene Ontology annotation, molecular function: phosphatidylinositol N-acetylglucosaminyltransferase activity. Gene Ontology annotation, biological process: GPI anchor biosynthetic process.
AUGCCUUACAACAUUGCUAUGGUCAGUGACUUUUUCUUCCCACAACCAGGUGGGAUUGAAAGUCACAUUUACCAGUUGUCGACCAAGCUCAUCGACCGUGGCCACAAAGUCAUUAUCAUUACCCAUGCGUACAAGGGUCGCACGGGAGUUCGAUAUCUUACAAAUGGCCUCAAAGUAUACCAUGUCCCAUUUCUCGUCAUAUACCGUGAAUCGACUAUGCCAACUGUUUUUUCAUUCUUUCCUAUCUUUCGCAACAUUGUCAUCCGCGAGCAGAUUCAGAUCGUUCAUGGGCACGCAAGCUUGAGCAGCUUCUGCCAUGAAGCUAUCCUGCAUGCCCGGACGAUGGGUCUACGGACAGUCUUUACCGAUCAUUCGCUAUUUGGGUUCGCGGACGCAGGAUCAAUUCUUACCAAUAAACUGCUCAAGUUUACGCUGAGUGAUGUGGACCAUGUCAUCUGUGUCAGCCAUACAUGUAAAGAGAAUACGGUUCUUCGAGCAUCCUUAGACCCGCUAAUGGUCUCUGUAAUCCCCAAUGCGGUUGUCGCGGAAAACUUCCGACCUCUAGAGCAAGAGGGGUCGCCGAGACCAAUUGGGCCGAAUGAUAUUAUCACUAUCGUCGUGAUCUCGCGCUUAUUCUAUAACAAGGGAACUGAUCUGUUGAUUGCUACGAUUCCCAGAAUACUUUCGUCCCAUCCGAAUGUGCGGUUCAUCAUCGCCGGGUCAGGGCCCAAGGCCAUCGACCUAGAGCAGAUGUUAGAGCGCAACGUACUGCAAGACAAAGUAGAGAUGCUCGGUCCCGUUCGUCACGAAGAAGUUCGAGAUGUUAUGGUCCGAGGUCACAUCUAUCUACACCCAAGUUUAACCGAAGCCUUCGGGACAGUUCUUGUGGAAGCCGCUAGCUGUGGCCUCUAUGUGGUGUGUACGCGGGUCGGUGGCAUUCCAGAAGUGCUCCCCCAGCAUAUGACCACUUUCGCUAAGCCGGAAGAAGAUGAUCUGGUCAUGGCUACUAGCAAGGCCAUAGCCGCGUUGCGCUCCAACAAAGUAAGGACUGAUCGAUUUCACGAUCAGGUGAAGAUGAUGUACUCCUGGACCGAUGUGGCAGAGCGCACAGAACGUGUGUACAAUGGAAUCCAGGGCGACAUAAGCCCUGAAGAGUUUUAUGGUUAUUAUCCUGGCCAAGGUUGGGAAGCGAGUGGUGAUAGGGUACGGAGCUUUGCCCUCAUUGACCGACUGAAGCGGUACUACGGUUGCGGGGUGUGGGCAGGCAAAUUGUUUUGUCUUUGCGUGGUCAUUGAUGUCUUAAUCUACGUCUUUCUAGAGAUGUGGUUCCCCCGCGCGAAUAUCGAUAUUGCCCGCAGUUGGCCAAAGAAGCUGAAACAGAAGGAAACCGCCGACUCAACCAGAAAUGGCCCACAUCGCAUCGGCUCGACGACUUGA